AUGGAUCGUAUUACAUCGUCAUAUUCACUAAUACCAUCAACUGAAUUGGAUGCGAAUCCAACUAUGGCCGAUCUUUGGCAAUCCAAUAAUGCAGCUUAUUUAUCACAAAUACCCACAACUCCCAAUAAUAAUAAUCCAAUGCAACAAACUUCACCCAAUAAUCCAUCUUUACAAUCACUCCCGUCUGCUAAUCUUGGUUAUGCACGACGAUAUGCAGCGUCUAAGCCACCAUAUUCUUAUAUUUCAUUAAUUACACAUGCUAUCAAUGGCUCACCUGACCGUAUGUGUACUUUAUCACAAAUCUAUCAAUAUAUUCAAGAUCGUUAUGCAUACUAUCGACAGAACCAACAACGUUGGCAGAAUUCUAUUCGUCAUUCAUUAUCAUUCAAUGAUUGUUUUAUUAAAGUUCCGCGUAGUAGUGAACGUCCUGGAAAAGGUUCAUUUUGGACAUUACAUCCUGAUAGUGGAAAUAUGUUCGAGAAUGGUUGUUAUUUACGACGACAGAAGCGUUUUAAAGUCAAAGAUAAAACGAAAGAUCCAAAUAAAUCAAAAACAACUAAAGAUAAAAUAGGCAAUUUGAAUCUAAAUAAAUCUCAUUCGUCAUCGUCACCAUUAUCGGACCAUACAAUGGGAAGAUUAGAUUCACCAGGCUCAUCACCACGGCAAGCCAGUGCAUCGGAAUCGUUGACUCUACCUCUACCAUCAUCCUAUUACCAUCAUCCUCAUCAUCAAUAUUCACAAAUUCAAUCGCAAACCAACUAUUCAAAUGAAACGAUGCCUAUGAUCAAAACCGAAUACCAUCAUCAUCCGACCUCCUCAUCGAUUUAUACACCUCCAAACUACGAUCCGAAUAACAAUGGUCUACAAUAUUUAACUUCCGAACAUAAUCCACAAUAUUUUCAUGGAAUCGAUCAAACAACAACAUCGUCGUCGUUUUUACAUCAAAUUGCUCCACCAGGUACCUUUCGUAUUGAUGAUCUGAUAAAUGGCCAACCAGAUUUCAAAGCGUUCUACUCAACAAUGACUGGUCAUGAAACAACAAGUAAUUAUUUGGAUACGACAAAUCCCAAUGCUUACUAUUAUAAUAACAAUAACAAUAAUACUACCAACCCACCAUCAUCUUAA
Molecule: messenger RNA, 1125 nt
Organism: Adineta ricciae
Lineage: Eukaryota; Metazoa; Rotifera; Eurotatoria; Adinetida; Adinetidae
Source: the annotation of a GenBank genome assembly